Messenger RNA from Pteronotus mesoamericanus, 714 nucleotides. RefSeq names its product carcinoembryonic antigen-related cell adhesion molecule 21-like. Gene Ontology annotation, biological process: heterophilic cell-cell adhesion. The transcript has 3 exons. The record is from RefSeq and is a predicted model, not a curated record. Bases 1 to 714 code for a protein of 237 amino acids. Gene Ontology annotation, cellular component: cell surface. NCBI's taxonomy places the organism in Eukaryota, Metazoa, Chordata, Mammalia, Chiroptera, Mormoopidae.
AUGAAGACGCAGCAGAGGCCAACGCUGGCGCGAGGGGGCCAUCCUCUCAACGACACAGGCGCCCCCCUCAGCCGUGCGAUUGCACGCUCACUCUUAAACUUCUGGUGCCUGCCCACCACAGUCCAACCAGCUAUUUGGACAAAAAAUGCUGUGGAAGGGGAGGAUGUGCAUCUACGUAUCCGUAAUAUGCCUCCCGAGGCUAAACGCGUCAUGUGGUACAGAGGGGAAGGUGUGAACAAAGAUCGUAUAAUUGCAUUUCUUGUAACAACUUCAAAAUACCAUUUGAGAGGUCCUGCAUACGGACCAGUGACAAUUAACUAUGAUGGAUCCCUGCUGUUGAAGAAUGUCACCAUAAAAGACACAGGAAUGUACUCCGUAACAGUCCAGCAAGAUUCCAAAACACUAACAGGAUUUGCACAGCUUAAUGUAUUCCGUCAUGUGAAAGUGCCUGCCCUCCGAGCUACUAACACCACAGUCACAGAGAAUAAGGAUGCUGUGGUCUUUACCUGCUACUCAAAUGCUAUGUACAUCCAGUGGUUGUUCAAUGGCAAACAAUUGCAGUUCACAGAGAGAAUGAAGCUGACCCUGGACCAUCGAAGACUCAAAAUAGACCCCGUCAAGAGGGAAGAUGCUGGGAUUUACCAGUGUAAGGCCUCCAAUCCCAUCAGUGCUACUGAAAGUACUUACGUAAAGCUGGAUGUGAAAACUGAGUAA